GCCACUGGUCAAUUCUUAUGAACAAAUCUCCAAAGUUUUUUACAAUAAUAACCAAAUAAACAGUUUCGUAUGUGUAGGAAAAUAAUAUAUUUAGUGCAGGAACUAACAGUGUUUCUUUUUAAGUGAAUUUUACGCGUGGAUGUAUUUCUAAACAAAAGAAUUAAUUGGAUUUAUUUAUGAAAACAGUUACGCUAUAAUGGAGACGGCCGAACAAGGCCACACGUCCGAGAUGGACAAUUCUCCUCAAGAUGAGGAAAUGAUAAAUGCAAUAAAGAGAAGAACUCGUGAGAUUUAUCGAGUUAAAACUGGGAAAGCCAGAGAAACUCCACAAAGGCCUGUGCAACGAGAUGUUGAUGAAACAGGACCAAGUGAUAUUGACAAUAUUGGAGAGGGGUCAACCGGAAAUGACCUUACAAUGCAAGCAUUGUGGGAUAAAAUAUCUAACAUGGCCGAUGUAAACAAACGGCAGAUAGAAUCCCAUACAGAGAUUAUUGCCAAUUUGGCUGCCAAUAUGCUUACCGUGCAAGACGCGGUUACCAACAAAAAUGUCCAGAAAACGAAAACAAACAAUAAUACGCAAAAGGACAAAGCUGACAACGAGGUUAACCUCAUAAACAAUAACAAUCAAAGUGAUCUGUCAGAUAAUGGUCUGGAAGAUAUUUCCGACGAUGACGAUGAUGAGUUAAACAUCGAUGAUAUUGUUGACGCAAAUGACGAUGCGGAGAAUAAUAAAGCUUUUCUAGAUGAACUAGAGAAAAUGUACGAAGAGCCUAAGAAAUUUGGUGACAGUAUAGAUAAUCAGAUGGCUAAAUUGGUAGAUCAGGCUAUAAAUAAGCCAAUGAAAACAGAAACACUAACAAAGUUAGAGGAACAGUAUUUAGUUCCAGAAAACUGUAAACGCCUUCAGGUUCCCAAAGUUAACAAAGAAAUUUGGAGAGGGUUCAAGAGUAAGAAACAAAGGGAUCCAGAUUUGGCACUACAAAAUGUGCAAAAAUGCAUGACAACUACUCUUCUAAUGGUAGUUAAGUCUUUAAAUGUUAUGAAAUCUGGAGGGGACAUGAAUGAGGUUAAAAACACAACAAAAGACAUGUUUAAAAUGUUAACCCAUGGUAUAUAUACAUCAAAUAGAAAACGCAAACAGCUAAUAACGCCAGGAAUUCCUAGUAAAUAUAGAAGGGUAACAGAGGUGGACACACCAGUUACAGAGUACCUUUUCGGGGACAAUUUAGAUACAAAAUUGGAAGACCUUGAAAAAGAAGACAGGAGGACAAAUAAACUCAGCUUUAAUGACUCUUUUUUAGAGGAACGCAGAGUGGAGAAACUUCCAGGACCUCCAUGGCAAAAACCACCCUAUUUUCAGCCAAAGCAUGCAAAAACUUCUGGACAAGUACAUGGACAGAAGGGCAACAAGAACAAGAAGAUGAAGGCCGGAUUUCACAACAAAGACAAACGUUAAGUUGUCAUAGGACAGGUGCUUCAGAAAAUCAUCAAGGACAAGUUAGACAAAGUAGUAUUGAUAGCACCACUUUGGCCAACACAAAUAUGGUUUCCGCAAUUAUUACAACAGAUCAGUCAACAAUCAUACAUCCUGCCGAAAAACAGUCUCUUUCUACCACAGGAUCUGAAACGAAUUCAUCCAAUUUCAAACCUCCGUCUGGGAGCUUUUAUCUUGUCCGGGAAAACUUGGAAAAUAAAGGACUUUCAACACUCACUGCGGACAUCAUUUUACAAUCUUGGAGGCAAUCUACAGGAAAACAAUAUGGGACUUA
Molecule: messenger RNA, 1769 nt
Organism: Mytilus trossulus (common blue mussel)
Lineage: Eukaryota; Metazoa; Mollusca; Bivalvia; Mytilida; Mytilidae
Product: probable WRKY transcription factor protein 1
Exons: 2
Coding region: 197-1456 (419 amino acids)
Source: RefSeq, a predicted model, not a curated record